This is a messenger RNA of Necator americanus (New World hookworm), 654 nucleotides long. RefSeq lists its product as uncharacterized. Bases 1 to 654 code for a protein of 217 amino acids. The transcript is spliced from 3 exons. Lineage: Eukaryota; Metazoa; Nematoda; Chromadorea; Rhabditida; Ancylostomatidae. The record is from RefSeq and is a predicted model, not a curated record.
AUGUGGAUCUCUUCGAGAACUCAAACGGGAAUCAGGGUGGACGGACAACCGACAGAACUUGUCGAUGAGUUCUGUUACCUACACUGUACGCUGAAGAACAAUGGCAGCUACGAGAGAGAUGUUCAGCAAAGAUGCGCUAAGACCACUUCUGCAUUUAACUCCUUAACGAAAUGCCUGUGGUCGACCCCCAUCACCAACGAAGUCAAGCUGCGAGUCUACCUAUCCGCAAUUCGCCCCAUCAUGAUGGUAUCUCACAAUGAAGAUCUUUACGCAGAAAUUGAUGUGGUAUACCGGCGGAUGACACGUGGAAGAUAUCAUCUUGCACCGCCAUCGAAAGUGGCUAACGUAAAUCCUCUUCGCUUCUUUGAGGCAAAUCGCCUUGUUCAACGAGUUCUGAAGAGUUCGUCGAGUUCGAGCUGGAAGAAGCCACCUGGCCGAAAACGGAAGUUCUGGACUGAGGUGGUGAAAGAGGAGCUGAGGACACUCGGCGUGGAUAGGCAGUUCAAGCGAGACGUAAGGUUUCGCAGAAUAUGGAAUAGCGACGAAUGGAUUGAUUCUGUGAAAGCUCUCGCAGAAGACCGAGAAGGUUGGACAGAGCUAUGUUCAAGGACGGCGCACCUCGGCAGUGAUGCAGGUAAUCGCGUCAGGCGAUGA